Molecule: messenger RNA, 3882 nt
Organism: Esox lucius (northern pike)
Lineage: Eukaryota; Metazoa; Chordata; Actinopteri; Esociformes; Esocidae
Gene: rflna
Product: refilin A
Exons: 4
Coding region: 432-1091 (219 amino acids)
Biological process (GO): skeletal system morphogenesis; negative regulation of chondrocyte development; negative regulation of bone mineralization involved in bone maturation
Cellular component (GO): actin filament bundle
Molecular function (GO): filamin binding
Source: RefSeq, a predicted model, not a curated record
CGAGUUCCGGCUGUUCAGUUCAGCGCAGAGCAAGCAGAGUCCGUGUGGAGCUCAAGAAGGACAGAUUACUGCCAGACGCUCCUGCCUUACAGUGGAAGAAAAUCAUAUUGUUUUAUAACUUCCAUUCCUUUCUGGAUCGUAUUCGGACCUGGAAUGGACGUUAGAGCAACACGAUAGAAUUGCUGUUUAGAUUCUUGCUUAUCAAUUAUUUAUUAUUUGAGACUAUUUAUGUGGAAAAAGACAUUUGUUUACUAACCGUCUAAUGGCGAUAACACCGUUAACCUGAGGAGAACUUAUCAAAGAAAUCUGCUUUAACAAAUUAUUCAACCAGGAAUCGCCCAUUUUCGAAUGACAGAUUUGUGUAUUUGGGGUCUCAGUCUUUCAAGAAAAUUGGUUGACUCAUUGCCUUGAGUGACUUCGUUUUCCCAGAAAUGGUGGGUCACCUACAUUUACAAGCGAUGGAUGAUAGUCUGAAAGGAAAGAAUCGGGAGGGACUGCUUGACAGUCCGGAUUCGGGACUCCCUCCGAGUCCAAGUCCGCCCUUCUAUUCGCUGUCUCCAAGUCUGCUCGAGUCGCGUUCUGGAAGUUGUACGACGCCAGUCGAGAAAGAUGGAUUGUACAAAAAGGAGAGCAAAGAAGGCAAACUGCUGCCGUACAUUCUCCUGAACUCAACGGGAACAGACCAGAGGACACGCAUGUACCCCGUGUUUUUCGGUGAGAGCAUCGAGGUCAACCCCAAACCUGAAACACAGAUCAAGUGUAACACUGAGGUGAGGUACGACUCAGCCAAACACUACCGGGACCAGGUGUAUUGUGCUCCUGUUCCCACGGUGACAUCCUACAGCGAGACCGUUGUUGCCGUGCAGAACUCCACCUGGCGGUGCUACAAGUCUCAGGUGUACCUCGAGCCACGCCAGAGGCCCGUGCACUACCAGAGCACCACCAUUGUGUACCCCAAAACUGCAAAGAACACUUACCGCACCACGCUCAACUACAACGCUACCAGCUCCCGCCGCUGGUUUGUGUCCAGCGUCCAGCUGGAGUCCAGCGAGGAGAGCAGCCCUUGCAUCAUCUACACAGAGGACCUCUAAAUGUGAACCCUGACCGGUCGGGAACCUCGUAGGGCUGUGGAUUGUAGACACAGUUGCUGACAGACAGGAGGACUCCCUGGAAGACAGGUUGAACCGGACUGACACACAGAGAGGAUUCUCAUUUUACAUACUGUAUAUUCUGUAGGAGUGGACGUCAAAGCCCUUAUAGAGCUGUACAAUAUGGUUCAUUAUUUAUCUUACAGGGCAGAGGGCUGCCAGUCCUUUCCUUCUCUCUUGUACAGGAACACAUCCUCUGACAGUUGACCAUGACUAUAUAAGGGUUAAUGAUAUCAUGGAACACAUCCUCUGACAGUUGACCAUGACUAUAUAAGGGUUUAUGGUAUCAUGGAGCACAUCCUCUGACAGUUGACCAUGACUAUAAAAGGGUUUAUGGUAUCAUGGAACACAUCCUCUGACAGUUGACCAUGACUAUAUAAGGGUUUAUGGUAUCAUGGAACACAUCCUCUGACAGUUGACCAUGACUAUAUAAGGGUUUAUGGUAUCAUGGAGCACAUCCUCUGACAGUUGACCAUGACUAUAUAAGGGUUAAUGAUAUCAUGGAACACAUCCUCUGACAGUUGACCAUGACUAUAUAAGGGUUAAUGAUAUCAUGGAGCACAUCCUCUGACAGUUGAACAUUACUAUAUAAGGGUUUAUGGUAUCAUGGAACACAUCUGACUGUUGACCAUGACUAUACAAGGGUUAAUGGUAUCAUGGAGCACUUUUUUGUUGGUUUAUAUGAAUGCUUUACAGCAAUGGACACAUCAAUGAAUGCUCAAAUGUGGAAAAUGUGUGUAUACACUCAGAAACACUCAUGCAAAGCAGUCUGAUGAUUCAGUUGCACUUUUAAAUGUGCAUAUAUGAUGUGGGAAAUUAUGGAAGCAGAAAUUAGAUAUUUGAAAUAUUGGACCAAAGAUUUUGUAACAAAGAUUUUACCCAAGUAUUGAGUGUCACGUGGGAUUCCUGCAUUAGAGCUACAUCCCAAUUCUAUAUCUCUCAUCACAAUCAGUGUCUUGAGCUUGACGUGAGAACAUCAUUGACAUCUCUGAAAAGACCUGCAGGGAUAUCAAACUGCUCUAUCUGGCUCUGGCGCAUGACAUAAAAUUGAGAAUCUUGUCUGAUAAAGGUAAAAUCACAUUCUCCAGUUUUCUAAAGCACAUCAGAAAGUGAGUUUGACAAGUGAAGUUAUUUAGCAGACUGACAGUCAAGGUUUUUGUUAAAUAAUGCCUGCCUCUGGUGAAGGAGAUACUUGUUUUUUUCAGCCAUAACUUGAAGCAUGUCAGAUAGCCUGCCUUGUAUACAGAGUGGGAGAAGAGCUGAUCAGUUCAUCCUGUAACUUCUUGGACAAACCUGAUAAACAUUCUGUCUGCUGUUGGACAUGGUAGAGUUCUUUGUGAUCUGUGAUCUUUAUAAGGCCCUCCCUAAACAUUUGGGGGUCCUAAGCGAGUUCCUGCGAUACUACACAUUUUGUAAUGGGGCAAGGAAAAACAUUUGCGGUUUUAAAGCAGGUUUCCUGCAAUCAUACACACUCUAGUAUGGGGCACAGAGAAAUUGUUGGAAACUUGUUAAUUAAUGCAAUUCUACUCAUGUUGCCAUGGGCGGAGAUAAUCAAUGUGCAUUUUCAAAGCUAAAUUCUAAAAAUGAAUUUGUACUCAUUUUACCAUGGAGCGGAGAAUCUUUUGUGGUGUUGAGAAGUUUAUUUCCAGAAUUUCAACACAUUCCCCUGACAUACGCCACAUUAACAUGAUAUCUGAGAAUGACUGAAAACAUCACUGCUGCACCCUUAAUCUCAGGCUCACAGCACUUUGUGCCCGGUUGGUGUUCAGCCAUGAUUACUACAAGUUUAGAUAGCUGGUUAAACACACUACCAGUUGUUAGACUGCUGACCAAUCAAUGAGUAUUUCAGCCCUUCAUGACUGACUUCAAAGAAACUGCUGAUUCACAACCAACAUUUGAAAUGGCACCUGGGGCACUGUAGUGUUAUUAUUGAAAAUAGCAAGACACCAACUGAGUUCCUUAAAUAUAAAUACAGUAAUAUACAUUUAGUUUUGGGGCGGGGGGCAUCUAGCUGUCCCUUAUGGAACUUCUGUCUGGAGUCUGCUCAGGAUGUCCAGGUUGCUGGUCAGACUGAUGAACACCACAACAACAAAUCCCGAAGUGCUUCUUUCUCCAGCACAAUGUUGUAAUAUGCAGGAUAGCAAAAUGGCUGGCUUGGAUUUAUUCACAGCGGUCAAGAAAUCUAGGAAAAUAAUGCAGAUGAAACACAGAUUGUUAUUUGUAUUAACAUGCUCCCCAACCUGUUCUGUAUGUCUUCUAUAUACUGUAUGUAGGGAUAUGGAUUAUGCAACCUAGUAAAUAUUGAACCUUGUAUCAUUAAUCCAGAUCUUACCUCAGUUGAUUUUAUAUAUGUACUCAAUUUCUUUAAAGGUGUAUUCGCUACUUUUAAGAGACAUUUUGAGCUACUUUUGUAAUGAAAAAUGCAGUUAAUGUAGGUAUAGAAAAUUUACAAGGGAAAGGUAUGUUUUAUACACUUAAGAAAAUGGACAAAAGAAAGUGAAGAAAAGCUGUGUAGUUUUAUCAGGGUGUUUUGAGUAUUGAGGGGUACUGUAACUGGUAAAACAACUUAUCACACAGAGAGCGUUUGAAAUGUAGGUAUUAUAGUGGCUUGCACUGAAAGAGACAGUUCAGUGGAAAGACUGUAGAGGGUUUCUGUGAUGUUCAGAAGAGAGUAAUGAUAUGUUUAUAAUAAGUCUAGGAUUUACAACAUAUUUGGCUGUUUUGUGUAAUAUAC